This is a messenger RNA of Pseudogymnoascus verrucosus, 431 nucleotides long. It is a transcript of the gene DAD4, whose product is annotated as duo1 and dam1 interacting protein. The transcript is spliced from 5 exons. Gene Ontology annotation, biological process: attachment of spindle microtubules to kinetochore. NCBI's taxonomy places the organism in Eukaryota, Fungi, Ascomycota, Leotiomycetes, Thelebolales, Thelebolaceae. Bases 21 to 239 code for a protein of 72 amino acids. The record is from RefSeq and is a predicted model, not a curated record. Gene Ontology annotation, cellular component: mitotic spindle; DASH complex.
ACUUCACUAAGACAAACAAAAUGGAAAGCCCUCAUGAGCACCAGCAGAACCUUCUGCUGUCCCGAAUCAUCACCAACGUUGAGAAGCUCAAUGAAGCUAUUGUACUUCUCAACAAGGGCCUACAAGAAAUCAACAUCCAAAACAUGAACGUGGAGCUCGUUGCACAGAUGUUUAAGAACUACCAGUCGAAUGUGCUCUUCCACCUUGAAGCAACGGACAACCUGAAGGAGCCAUCAUAGGGAGGAGGCACGAGCGGGGUUGUUGUGACGGGAAGGGAGUGACGAAUUGGAUGAGGCGCUGGGAGUCUUUGUUACUCGGUUUUAUACCUUCUUAUUAAGAAAGAAAUGGCAGAUUUCAUACAAAUACAUUUAUUAAACGUGUAAUGCCCGAUAAACACUCAUAUAUACACAAAAAGUUGAAUUAUAUCCCAC